Misgurnus anguillicaudatus (oriental weatherfish) is the source of this 1973-nucleotide messenger RNA. It is a transcript of the gene asf1bb, whose product is annotated as anti-silencing function 1Bb histone chaperone. Gene Ontology annotation, molecular function: histone binding. The record is from RefSeq and is a predicted model, not a curated record. NCBI's taxonomy places the organism in Eukaryota, Metazoa, Chordata, Actinopteri, Cypriniformes, Cobitidae. Gene Ontology annotation, biological process: DNA replication-dependent chromatin assembly. Gene Ontology annotation, cellular component: chromatin; nucleus.
AUUAAACACAACAGAAGAAGAAGAACAAGAGGCACUUCAGCCCUAUUCACAGCAGUUGUUGCUGCCGACAGUCUUUGCUGUUUUCAAAGAGGUUUAUGUUAAGGAUUUUGCAGGGAAGACGGAUUUUACUUUCACUCUUUAAUUUGCGCAACUGUUCAUCUAUCACCUGCUAUGAAAUGACAAGACGCGUCGAACUGCAAUAACUAAAAUGGAUAUGCGGCCACAAUCUGAUCUGUGUAAACGUCUGAACUAACCUCCUGAAAACAAACACUGCUAAAAUAGAGAAUCAUUACCGGAAUUUGACUCUUUCAUUUGGAUCUAGUUCAGAUUUACGAGUUUUACGCAGGAUUUUGGAGCUUCUCUAAUAUAAACACACGAGGCCGAUUCUGUUGAUCCAACCCUGUGACGAAUCAUGGCCAAAGUACAGGUGCUAAAUGUGGCUGUUUUGGAUAAUCCGAGUCGUUUUGGAAACCCGUUUCAGUUCGAGAUCACAUUUGAGUGUAUGGAGGACCUACCUGAAGAUCUCGAGUGGAAGAUCAUCUAUGUGGGCUCUGCAGAAAGUGAGGAGUAUGACCAGACUUUGGACUCAGUUCUGGUCGGCCCGGUUCCUGCAGGCAGACACAUGUUUGUAUUUCAGGCUGAUGCUCCAAAUACAGGACUGAUCCCAGAGAGCGACGCAGUGGGUGUGACCGUCGUGCUAAUCACAUGCACCUACCGUGGACAAGAAUUCAUUCGGAUUGGCUACUAUGUAAACAAUGAGUAUACAGACCCUGAGCUACGGGAAAACCCACCAGUAAAACCGAACUAUACACAGCUGCAGAGGAACAUCUUGGCAUCUAACCCUCGUGUGACCCGAUUCCACAUUAAUUGGGAAGCAACGAUGGACAAGAUGGAAGAUUCAGAAAAUGUAGAUCCCGCCCCCAACACCAUGCUCCCACCCACCUCCAUGCCUGGAAAAGCCCCGCCUCUAGGACUCAUGCCUGACAACUCUAUGGACUGCUUAUAGAACUCAAACUCUUUUUGGUUAUGCAUAUUAAGUGAUAUUUUUUUAUUUAUACCUCGAAAUGCUCUUACAGUUGCCCUAAAAAGGUAUUUGGCAAUACAGCUGUUGGGACGAGUGUAACUGGACACAGUACUUACCUCAGUAUUUUGGCACUUACUGCCUUGAUAUCACAUCUAAACCUUGUGAAAGUAGUUGUGGGACUUCACAAGCAUCCUCUUGCCUUCCCUGUUCUGGACACAAGAGGGCCCCACCUUAAGAAGUGGCUGACAUGGAUGGCUUUCUUCAAAACUGUCCUGUGUGAGACCAGAAUCUUAGAAAACAUGUUCAGUUUUUGACUUAAACUAUAUUUUGCGUAAAGAAAAUGAAGCCUGUUUUUAGGGCUGUUCAAGAUGAGAUUUUUUGCAUUUUAAGGACUUGUUCUUCAACUAUAAUCAUAAAUGUAAUGAAAAUUAAAUGAUUGUUAAAGUACAAAUGAUUGUAUUAUGGUAAAUGUUUAUUGUAAUACAGUAGUAAAUGUCUGAGAAUUGCCAUUAAAAAAAACUCAAGUACAGCGGUAAGCAGAAAAUUUACUUAAUUGUCAUUAAAAUCUUGGUGUUAAAAUUCUUAGAUUCCUAAUAAUAAUAAUAAUAAUAGGCUAUAUUUUCUUAGGGUGACAUUUUAUUUUCCUUUUAUAGUGGCCUGUGUUUAAAUUUGAUGUGUUUUCGUGAAAUGACCCCAUAAUGGUUUAGACUUAAAGUUUUUGGGAUAUAUUUACUAGGAGAUGACAUCUGGGACUCAUCACAAUUUAAUCUGUACUUCUAAAUAGGAUACAGGGAUUAUUGUGAUCACAUAGUAAAAGAUUGUUAUUUUUGUUUGAGUGUUUUUUUUAACCUGUACGUUCGGUUUUUACGCUGGUUCACAGCUACUUUGAUGUGAUGUUUAAGUCUUUUUUUUAAAGAUUUAAUAAAUGUUAACUUUUCUCUUUGUAAAA